Penicillium argentinense is the source of this 2310-nucleotide messenger RNA. RefSeq names its product guanine nucleotide exchange factor VPS9. NCBI's taxonomy places the organism in Eukaryota, Fungi, Ascomycota, Eurotiomycetes, Eurotiales, Aspergillaceae. Gene Ontology annotation, cellular component: endocytic vesicle; cytosol. The coding region runs from base 1 to 2310 and encodes 769 amino acids. The transcript has 4 exons. Gene Ontology annotation, molecular function: ubiquitin binding; guanyl-nucleotide exchange factor activity; small GTPase binding. Gene Ontology annotation, biological process: vesicle-mediated transport. The record is from RefSeq and is a predicted model, not a curated record.
AUGUCGACUACCGCGCCCUCGUCCUCCCCGCAUCCCGGGCAGCGGGACGACCAGCCUGCCCCUGAGGUGCCCCAAACCUCCACUUCCCCAACCGGAGCCCCCGAAACGCAACAUGAGCCCUUGAUUGAGAACGUGCAACCGAGCGGGGCCAAAAUGGAGUGCACCACGGAAUUAGGUGCUCCAUAUCACUCGAAUGAAUUGACAAACGAAUCGGUCACAACUGCGCAGCCGCCCGCACCAGCCCCGUCUCAGCCGGACCUGCUGGCGGGACAGAUGGAAGGGCUGUCAGUCUCGACGAAGAAUGAGGCAGAAUCUCUGCCUACUUCUCAAGCCAAUACUCCGCCGCCACCUCCGCCACCAGAGAAGGACGAAGCCUACGUGAACUCGGCCGCCCCUCCACCUCUCGCGAUCCCGACAGCUAGCGAACCGAACUUCACCCCAAGCCCGGAAAAAGAGCUGCCAGAUGUACCUGGGGAGAGCGAUCCAGAGUCAAAGCAAGCGAUAAAAAAGGAUGAACCAAAGGAUGACAAUGACUCCCAACCGGAGAUUCAAAAUAUUAUGGGCCAGUUUCAGGACCCUGCGCGAACCACCGAUCAACAAGAGAUCAUGUCACCUCGAUUAGAGCUGGCGGAGCAAUUUCGUGGACACCAACAUUACUUCCCACCCCGAAAGUCAAGCCUGGAAUCUGCGCAGUCUGCCGCGACUAGACCGUCAGUCACUUCUCCACCGAGCACACAGCAUCAUUCGCCUGGACCUCAAUAUCAUCAUAAACCGAGCGGUCACGACGAACCACCCCCAUUGUCGCGACAAUCAUCAUCCUCAACGGUCCCACCUCCACCUGAACCCGAGCCAGAACAACGGUUUGAUUUCCACCGAUUUUUAGAACAACUGCGUCACCGCACCGCCGAUCCCGUGGCCAAGUUCCUACGGUCAUUCCUUAUGGAGUUUGGAAAGAGACAGUGGAUGGUGCACGAACAAGUCAAGAUUAUCAGUGAUUUCUUGGCUUUCAUCACCAAUAAAAUGGCCAUGUGUGAGGUGUGGCGCGAUGUGUCGGAUAGCGAAUUUGAUAAUGCCAAGGAAGGCAUGGAGAAACUGGUGAUGAACCGCCUGUACUCCCAAACAUUCGCGCCGGCCAUUCCAGCUCCACCCACCAUCCCAAGAAGUGCCAGUCGCAGUCGGAGGAGGGAGAUUGAAAGGGCUCAUGGUCCCUGGCGUCGAGGCCAACACCAGGAGGAUAUCGAGCGUGAUGAUAUCCUGGCGCAGAAGAUUCGCAUCUACAGCUGGGUUAGCGAGGAACACCUUGAUAUCCCCCCUGUGAGUGGCAGUGGGCGCCGCUUUCUCAGUCUGGCUCAGCAAGAGCUACUGAAGAUUAAUGGCUAUCGAGCACCUCGAGACAAGGUGAUCUGCAUAUUGAACUGCUGCAAGGUUAUUUUUGGUCUUUUGAAGAACACCAAAAAGGCCGACACUUCAGCCGAUGCCUUCGUCCCGCUUCUCAUCUAUGUGGUGUUGCAUGCGAACCCCGACCACCUCGUCUCUAAUAUCCAAUACAUCUUGCGAUUCCGCAACCAAGACAAACUCGGCGGCGAGGCUGGUUAUUACCUUUCCUCACUGUCUGGAGCCGUUCAAUUCAUUGAAACCCUAGACCGAACGAGUCUCACAGUUAGUGAUAAAGAGUUUGAACAGCAUGUCGAAGCUGCGGUUAUGGCAAUCGCCGAACAAAACCGUGAAAUCGAAUCUCUACAAGAAAAGCCCUUGAACCAACCAAACACUUCCCAUGAUCCUCAGUCGCAGCCCGGACCAAGUCGCAAAGAUGCUUCUCAGUCAAGCGACGACGACACCCCUGCGCCAGUCGCCGGGCUUUUGCGAACGAUUCAAAAGCCCCUAACAACAAUUGGCCGCAUGUUCUCUGACGAGACAGACUCCGGUCCAUCUCAAGAGCGGACAACUCAACCAGCCGCAACUCCACAAUUGGCCCCGGCACCGCCCCGUCUGACUCCCAAUGUCUACCAACCUCCACGCUCCAGCAGCGAAGGGAGACGCUCUGGCGAUGAGCGUGCAAGACCCUCGCAAGAGGGUGCAAAGAAGAACCUGACUCGCGUACUCGAUGCCCAGGACGCCGCGGCACGACAGGCUAGCGCUGAAGAUGCCGAAGCCCGGCGCAUCCAGCGCGCUGAACAUAACAAUGUCGUUGAGACUUUGUCCAACAUGUUCCCUAAUCUGGACCGCGACGUCAUCGACGAUGUGGUCAAGAUGAAGGAAGGACGAGUUGGUCUCGCGGUCGACGCCUGUCUCGCUCUCAGCGCAGAAUAG